This is a messenger RNA of Cherax quadricarinatus, 9453 nucleotides long. Its product is annotated as tax1-binding protein 1 homolog. Lineage: Eukaryota; Metazoa; Arthropoda; Malacostraca; Decapoda; Parastacidae. The record is from RefSeq and is a predicted model, not a curated record.
GUAGGCAAAAAGAGCCUUACUCAUGUAUAAGUGAAUGUGUGGUUGGGAGGGUUGGUCAUCGUGGUGUUUAUUCAUCACUAUGCUGUGAGCCUCAGCUGUGUGUGACUGGUGGACGGUUUGCCUAUACCUGUAGAAUAAUGGACGGUCCAAUGAAUAAUGAAGAAAGUCCCAGGCGUGACUUUGAUGAACUGAGUGUAGCCUCUGACUUCAGCAUCAUACCAGAAAGUUUUGUUAGUCAGGAAGACCAAGGAUUUAACGAAUCAAGAAGCAUGGCCAGUGAAAGAGCUUUUCUCCAGUGUAAGGACCUUGAGCCAUCACCUGCAGCAGAAACUUCAUUCGGCAAGGUUCUCUUCCAGAACAUUCAAGCAACAUACACGGCUGAUACUGACAUAGCUGUUUCAUAUGUAUUGACUCCUAGCGUGACAGCCAAGUCAUCAGACCGUGUUGCUCUAUAUCGGGUUGGGUUUGGAUCACCCCAAGACUAUUUGUGUUACCAGUGGGCUCCAACACCUAGUAAAGACCACACCCAGAAUCAUUUACCCCUCACUGUUGUGUUCAAAGCAAGUUGCUUGCCUAAAGAUGCUGGCGAGUUCUUCCAAUUCUGUUAUGUCACACACGAAAGUCACAUCGUGGGAGUAUCAACACCAUUCCAGCUUCAGCAGUUGGGGAGCAUGGGCAUGAAUGGUGUGUGUGGGAUGGAUGAUAGUGAGGACGGAAUGGUGAUGGUAUGCACCAAUGAAAGUAUCCUUCAUGACAAAGUUAACAAGUUGUCAAAGCAAAAUGAAAAGCUUCUUGGAGAUCUGAGCAGCCAACAGAAGCUGGUGGAAGAAAAACAGCGAGAACUGGAAGACAAGCUUCACCAGCUCAGCAUGUGUCAACAUCAUCUUCAGGCUCUUGAGACAAAAAUGAAGAAAGAGACUAGUGAAAAGUGCGAAUUGAUGGGUAGAAUUGGUCAGGUAGUAGAGGAGAAGGGUCACCUAGAGGACUAUGCCAAGACACUGGACCGUUCUUUGGCCACGUCCAGUGCUCGAGUAACAGAACUUGAAGAUUUACAGGUUACUAUAAUGGCAGAAAAAAAAAAACAAGAGGAAGAGCUUUUAGUAUCUCGUAAGCAUCAAGAGCAGCUGGAACAUUCCCUAUUGGAGUGUCAGGAAGAACUGUCUGAGUGCAAGAAGAAACUCAAGAACACAGCUGAGAACUUGGAGAAAACCCAAGACGAGCGUGACCAUGCAAUCAAGGAACUGGAGUUUUGGACAUCAAGUGCUGCAGCAGACAAAAAUGAGAAGAAUUCUCUGGCUCUUAAGUUUUCAACCGUGAAUGAAGAAUUGAUUUAUAAGCUUGAAGAGCUUGAUAAAAGUAAGAAGCUUGUUCAGGAUCUGGAAGAGAAAUUGACUGACUGUGUUAUACAAAUGACAAGCACACAGGAUAAACUGAAAGAUGUUGAGAAGAAACUUGCUGCUGCUGAGGAACAAAAGAAAAUUCAUGAGGAACGGGAGGCUGUUGUUAACCAAGAUAAUCACCAGCUAAAGGCUUCAAUUUGUCAGCUCAAGGAAAAUAUGGAACUCUUGGAAAAUGCACAGGAAAGAGAUCAGAGUGGUCGUGAAGCUGCAGAAAGGAUUGCUAGUGACUUGAGUAGUCGCCUUCAAACUGCCAAAGCUGAAUAUCAAACAGUAGCUCUUACCAACCUUCGCCUUGCUAAGAAAAUUAAGAAGCUCCGUCAAGCCAUAAAUUCUCAAAGGGACAAUGAUAAACAGUCAGUCAUGACAUCAUCUGCAUUAUUACAAGCUAGUACAUGGUUCCAUGUAGAUGAUGAAGCAGAUGAUGCUGAAGACUUGGAAGUUGGAGCUUGCGCAGAUGAAGUAGUAGAAUCACCUCCAAUUAUGACACAGUCAUGUUCCACAGUACUAACUGGAACAAGUUGCAGUAGUUGUUCGCAUACCACUCAGCAGCUUAGUGAAGCUGUUCACCGCAAAAUGGAAGACAUAGUUCGAGAACUCUCUCAGCAAAUAAACUCUCUUAAGUUGCAGUUACAAACACAUCAAGAGGAACAAGAGUCACAGUCGAAGAGUGUUGCCCAUGACACCCAACACUCGGAGUCAGAACCUCAGUUAAACACACAUCAACAGCAGGAGCAGGAGCAGGAGCAACAGCAGUUGCCAGAGGAGCCAAUGCAUGAACAAGGACAGCAGGAUGAUGGACCUGUAGUUCAGGAGGAUGAUAUAACACCAGUAGUUCAGGAAAAUAUUGAUGAGCAGCAAGUUCUUUACAGCAAUAGUUUUUUGCCAGCUCUGCAAACUGCACCCGUCUUUCUCCCUGAAAAUGAAAGGCAGGAGCCAAGUACCAACCAAGAAGCUAAUGGUGCCUCUUUUCAGCCAUCAGCACCAUCUCCAACUCCUUCCUCGUAUCCUUACCUGCCAUGUGGCCAGUCUGGUACUAACGGCAGUCCUGCCAAUAUAGUGAGUUCUCCUAUCAAUGGUGCCCCACUAGUUGUACCACCAUCACACAUUCCACCAAUUUCUCCAAUGUCUGGUUCUGUUCUCCCUCCUCCACUGCAGCCAGAGACAACCCCAACAGCCAUUCAGGCUGCUGUAAUGAGUCAAUUCUCUACCCAGCUGAUGCCCGGUAAUCAAGGACAUGAAUCAGAUGAUGAUGACUUCCACAGCACUAGUGACAACGAUGACGCAGUACCCCUUCCCACUCAACAGGGGCAGAGCCACUUGAUAGAGUGCCCAUUGUGCAGCCUUUCAUUUCAAUCGGAAGCCAUUCGCCUUCUGGAAGAACAUAUUAAUUCUCACCUAGAGCAUGUCUGUCCAGUGUGCUCCAUGGCUUUCCAGAGAAACAACCAAAAACGGUUUGAGGAUCAUGUUCACGCACACUUCGCAGAAGAAGGUUCAGAUGACCAUAAUCCUUUGGAUGAUCCCUCAGGCCCCUGGGGUCCACAGUUCAGGGCAGCACGCCUCUUGGAGAUUGAUUAAGAAGUUUCAAGAGAUCAUAAGGGAUGCAUGUGCAUAUCAAAAGCUAUAUUGGGUUUGUUGCUGGUUGUAAUAUGGCUGGAAGAACUCUGCACAAUAGAUAAAACUAUAUUACUUUUCUUUAUGGCUCAUGAAUGCAAUGUAUUCUAGUGUAAAAUUAUGUAAUUUUAGCACUCUUUGGAAGUUUCAGUAUGUUUGAUGUAACUAGUGAAAUGCUGAAUUAUCCAUUGGAGUAUAUGUUUUAGCACAAUAAAUAUUGGCCUGGUGAUAAGGUUUUCACUACAAUAUGCCUCAUGCUUAUUAUAUUGUGUAGGUAUGAUUAGAAUGUGGAACAGCCACAAGUGCUCAAGGCAUACUUUAUAUGCAGCACUUGUAUAGUGGAUCAUUCUUUUUUAGAUAUAUUGACUGAAAUUGCAGACUAGUAUCAAAGGAAAUAUAAAUUGUAGCUUACUUUAAAUUUUAAUUGUGUACCAAAAUUAACAUGUAAACUGGCAUUGAAAGGAAUGCUUCAAAUAUUUUUAAAUUUAUUUCUUUAAUAUUGUGCACAUGUUGAUCACUGAAUUUCUGAUAACUGAAAUUUUGAUAUUAAAAAAAAAAAAAGCUACUAGCACAUAGCUAAUAACAGUAUAAAGUAACCAUGAAUUGGUUACUUUAUAUUGUAAAGCAAGGAAACCACAAAUAUAUACAUUUCUGUUUUGUAAUCUAUUAUUAUUAUUAUAAUCAAAAAGAAGCGCUAAGCCACAAGGGCUAUACAGCGCUGCUUUUGUAAUCUAAUUUCUGUAAAACCAUUUAUUUUUACCCAUUACUUGUUAUUGUAUAUAUUAGCUAUGCUUAUAAGGUUCAGUUUUCCUUAAAGUACUGUAUUAUUAUUACAUUCAUGGGGGAGCACCAAACCUGUAGAUGUCAUACAGUGCCUAGGAGAAUAAAAGGUAUUUAGGCUUGAUUCACGGAAUUGGAACAUACGUCCAAUUCCUUUAGUGUACACUAUUAUAAGUUUCAAAUUGUAAUAUUGCUUUUUAGUUCAUUCCAGUUAACUUUUAUGGAAAAAAUGCAUCUUCCUGUUGAAAGAUCAACUAUGUAUUCCCAUCCAGGUUUUUGCAUUCUUUCAUAAGUUGUGUCAUCCACUCUUAUUUUCUCGAGACCUUUUCAGAGCCUUUAGCUCUAAGCAUCACUUAAAGUUCUGGGAUACAUUUGUACUUUUUUGUCAUACAUUUCUCUUGAUUUGGACACUAUGCAACAGUUGCAUAUUUUAGAUCUAAUAUGUACAGUAUUAAACAUUUCUUUGGCAAUUUUCCAUUUGUGUACUUGAAAGGUCAUGGACAGUUUGUCUAUAUAUAAAAGAAUCUUUUAGAAAAUAUAGAAGCGAGCACUGUUGAUUGUAUUUAAUGCUUACUACAUUAGAAAUGUAAAAGUAAUAUAGGUAGACAUUGAUGUAUAAAAAUGCAUAACUUUACAACAUGCAGUAAGAGUUCGAGUGUUUGUAAUAUAAAAUUUUCUAGAACUCUCCUACAAAUUUGUAGUAAUAAAACUGCAAAAAUUCAGGAUUUAAGUAAGAGAAAAUUAGUUUUGAAAUGAACAGAAUUUAAAUUUGGUAUAUCUUUAUUUUUUUUUAAAGGAUCAAGAAUUUCUAGGUUUUGUAUUAUUAUUAUAAUCAAAAAGAAGCGCUAAGCCACAAGGACUAUACAGCCUAGGUUUUGUAGUGAUAAUAAAGGCCUUUAUCAGAACCAAAGGGAAAGCCACACCCAUAGGCUGAGAACUUCAGCUGACGCAUCUUUUUUUUUUUCGUGUGUGUGUGUGUGUAGAUCAUGUAAUUGUUUCAGUAUUUUAAUUGCAAGAAUAAAAACAUUUGACCUCUAAAAAAUUAUUUUGUAAAGAAGUCUGAAAAGAAGAACUACUAUUCCACAAUUCUUGACCAAUUUGUAACAAGUCUACAACACAUGUAUAAAAGUAACAUUUAUCAAGAUAAUUGAUAUCUUGUGUAAGUAAAUAAACUAUUGAAAUUAUGAAAUACAAUGUAGUCCUACUCGUCUUGAAUGGCAUAAUUAAAUUAAAAUGUAUUUGAAACCAAUGGGGCCAUCAAAAAUUACAGUUGACCAGUCCAUUCUAAACAAAUAUGAUCCACCAUAUGCAUGAAAUUAAUGUGCUGCUAAGUCAUAUAGAGUAGACCGUCGUUUAACACAGUAGUUACGUUCCUGAAAAUGCCGUGUUAGUCAAAACCAUGUUAGACAAACUGAAGAACUUUGGGGAAAAUAGGGUUGCAUUCCUGGGAGCCCCCACAAAGCCAAAGAACUUUUUUCUAGACCUCCAGAUCUUGCAAAAUCAAAGUGAAUAUAUAAUUGGAAAUAAAUGGUAUUAAAUACCGACACAGUGGAAAUAUAAACACACAUGCAGUAUAAUGUGAUCCUUUAUUGACAACGUUUCACCCACACAUUGGGCUUUUUUCAAGUCUCACACAGAUCUACCUGGGGUGGAAGGUACGGGAGUAUUUAUAGUCAUGUUCAGAAUGUUGAGGUCAGGUGGAGAAUGCUGCAUCUGAUGAUCUACCGGGUGGAGUUAUAGAGUCUUGGGUAGCUUGGCAGGGGUAUUGGACAAGUUGUGAGAAGACCUUCUGCAGUGUUCUAUGUUCUUAUGUGAGAUAGCGAUGAAGAAGUUUCUUGGCAAGUGGUUCAGCUAUGUUAUAGAAGCCGUUGUUCUGGUUGAAAUUGUUGGUUAUAGAGAUAAGCGAUGAUUCCAGGAUUCUUCGGUAUUGAGUGUUGUCUUCUGUGGCGAUAAGUCUUGAGUUUCUGUAGUUAAUUAAAUGGUUGUGUGAAUAUAUAAUUGUAGUUCAUUGUCAUGAUAUAUUACUGCUUAAGACUACAAAUGCAAUAGAAAUAAUAGUAUUUUAAUUGCAAGAAUAAAAACAUUUGACCUCUAAAAAAUCUGAGAAAAAUUAUUUUGUAGUCUGAAAAGAGUAACUAUUAUUUCACAAUUCUUGACCUUAAAUUGUGGGUAAUGAUGACUGAAGAGUGGAUAUGGAUGGUGUGGACCUACUGAGCUGAGGUGGAUGGUAGAGGUUCUGGUACUAAAGUUGAUGGUCGUACUGGAGUGUGCAUAAAUCAGUCAAGUCGGUCAGUAUGUUAAGUCGUCACACAAACUCAUAUUUACCUCAUUCUUUUUGUGUACAGUGACGAUUCAUUACUGCCACUCGUGAGCCACUCUUAAGCUUAUCUAAUAUCUCAAUUUUCAUCGUAAUUCCUAAACCUGAACACUUAAACCUUUUCUUGUCACUUGUGGGAACCCUUGUUUGCUUACUGGGUGCCAUGAUUGCUUGGCAGAUUUAAUAAAUGGUAAUGAAAAUAAAAUAUGUAUGUAAAUACACAUUGAGCUUCCCAAGUAUCAUCGUCCUACACGAGUAUGAACCGAACUGAAGGGUGGUGUGGGUGGCUUAGGGUGCGGGGGAUGGUGGUAGGUCUUCCCCGUUGACUCAGUGGUGUAACCCACAGACCAUCCUGCCCAGUGGGCAACCGUGUGCUCAAAAUUUUUUCUCCUCCCACAACCGUGUUAAACUAAUUUUAUGAAGUGUUAAACAAAAAUAUGCCGCAAUUCUUCAAUUGUGCUAUAACAAAAACGUGGAAGACAAAUCCGUGUUAAACAACAGUCUACUGUAUAUACAUAUUGUGUGUUAGCCAUUUCUCCCUUAUCACACACUACAAUAAACUUGUUUUGCUCCAAAAUCAUGUUGUGAAAAGGAUACACACACGACAGUUACUUGCAAACAGUAAAAUAUUGGCAUAAAAGCUUCGGUUUUAGACAAGCUACUGUAUACAGUUUACACAACUGUUUGCAUUGCCAUGAUAUUUGAAAGAAAGUGUUGACUGGAUCCUUUGUUUCAGGGAAAGUUUUGGUAUUUUCUCUCAGAUUUUUGGCCAUUUUGAAUCAAGUUGGAACCAGUUAAAUUUUUGAGACAAUGAAAAAUUGUUGUCAUGAGUGUUUUCAUGGGAAAGUGCUAAACCUAUAAGGACAAUACAGUACCUACUGAUUAUAACUGAAUUUCUGAUUCAUGAUAAAUCUGGUUUACUGAAGUCACUGUAUUUAACAUUUGGAACCUUCCUUAAUUUAAUAAUGAAAUGAAGUGUGAAACCCACAGGAACCGUAGACUUCAUGGGGCAUGGGAGGCAAUCUUGUUUGAUCCAAGGAAUGAUAAGAAGGAAGUCCAAUUCCUUGGAUGAACAGCUCUCAUCUGUAUCAAGAAACCUCCCUUGAGGGGAAAUUUUCUUUUUGUGGGAUGCAAUGACUUGUAUUAUGUUACAGAUAUAAUGGUCUAAUAAAGAAGAAUGAAGAAAAACGAGUAAGAAGGAUUAUUGUAUUACACAGAUAUAAUGGUCUAAUGUAGAAGAAUGAAGAACAUUAUUAUUAUCGUAACUAAGAGCUAAACCCACAAGGGGAGAAUAAAUAAAAAUGAGUAAGAGGGGAAGACGGCAAAUGAAAGUGCUAGCACAGAUGAUGAAAGUUAUAAAUGUUUUACACAGUUUCAGUGACCAGUGGUGUACCCUGUUUUAAAAAAUUAAGUAUUUGGGUCUAAAUAUCUGAUCUGUCAUGAACAAUACACAGCAAAUUAUAAUUACACACACUGUACUACACAGCUCCAAUAAAUUAUAACAGUUACUAGAUCCUAAUUAUUCAGCCUUCCAGAUGGGUUUAGCAUUUUUGGGGGGAAUAUUGUAUAUCAGAAGAAAUUUCAUCCAAAAUAUAUUUGCCAUGUAUUUUUUGAUCAAAGCAAUUAUGUCAAUAUUUCUUUGUACAAAAACUUCAUACAUUUACAUUAAAGAGGGAAAAGCAACUCGCCCCAAUGGAUGAGACCUGAGGGUACCAGUGCUGUAGCCAGGGUAGGUGAAGUUAUUUUGCUACACAGAUUUAAUUUACUGAAUGCAUUUUUUAUGUUACUUUGUUAACCCUUUGACUGUUUGAUGUAUAUAUACGUCUUACAAGCCAGUGUUUUUGACGUAUUUAUACUCCAAAAUUCUAGCGGCUUCAAAUCAAGCGGGAGAAAGCUGGUAAGCCCACAUGUGAGAGAAUGGGUCUGUGUGCACAGUAUAAAAAAAAUCCUGCAGCACGCAGUGCAUAACGAGAAAAAAAACUCCAAAUGUGUUUUUGGAUUAAAAUGCCGACUUUGAGGUGUAUUUUCGUAUAGUGUUUAUGGUUGUAUUUUCAUUUUCUUGGUCUCAUUUGAUAGAAUGGAAGACAUGUUACAGAAAUAGAGAUGAUUUUGAGUAGUUUCACGAUGAAAAGGACCUUGAAAUUGAGCUCAAAGUAGUGGAAAUGGUCGAUUUUUGCCGAUGUUCAAGAGUAAACAAAUGAUGUCAUUGUCCAAUAAGUGUCCAACUAGCCAUUCUAAUACGCAGUCACGAAUGGGUUGACAUCAUUUAUACAAUUAUUACAAUAAUGCAGUAGUUUGCAUAACAGUAAAUCUUCUAUUUUUUGUGAAUAAAAAUUCAAAAUAGAAGGCAAGAGUAAUAUGAGGGGCCUGGAGACAUGACUGAUGAACAGAGAAAAUGUUAUUUUUAGUGCCAGUCUGCACUGUUUAUUCUGGACCCUAUUUUAAAAAUGGCAUUUUUUUUUAUUUGCAUGAAAUUGGCCAAAUUACCAAUUUCUGACCACUUUAUUGGGUAGUUGAAAUCAGUAAAUGGGUGAUUUCUUGUACUCAGUCGAUAGAACAAAUGGAGUUCUAAAGAAAUAGCUGUAAGUUUGGUCGACUGGAACAAUGGAAUUGGCCGAAAAUAGGACUCAAAGUGGGCGAAAUUGCCGAUGCGUAGAUAUUGCCGAGAUUCCUAACUUCAUGAGAGUGUAAUUCCGUAAGCUUUCAAUCAAAUUUCGUACUUUUGGUGUCAUUACCAUUGGGAAAAGAUUCUCUAUCAUUUCAUAUGAAAAAAAAAAAAAUUUUUUUAAAUUCUUAAACACUGAGAGCAAGUUUGUGAGCAGGGGUCUCGACAGUCAAAGGGUUAAAGCACUUGGACUCAACCCAUGCUAUAACACUAACCAGGAUGCCACUGUGAAGUAAAAAUAACUACUCAGUACCCUGCUUGAUUCAAGAUUAACUGUGGUAACUAAUCUUUAACCUGCCACAAAUGUAUUUAGCAAGCAUAGGUGCAGCAAGGCAAACUACUACUACUAUUACAUGGUGGACAAUGAGGGUUUGAAACAUGUCAGUCAUUGAGCUGGGAUCUGUUGUUAUGACUAGCAGCUAGCAUUAAUAAGAUUGAGCAUUAUAUAAUUAUUAUGCCUUGUUUAAAAAUGAUAAUUUAAUUUCAUUUAAAACUAAGUUGAUCUGGAUUAUAGUCAGUUUACUUUUUUCCUGGCACUUGGUUUACUUUUUCUGGCACCAGAAAUAGGACACAGUAACAUCCAAGUUUUUACCAUUUAUUUAUAUGCAUGAAGAACUUGGAGUUUAUAUUGAUAAUAAAUGUACUCUUUAGUUUUAUAAAUAUAUAUUAAUAUGUUACAA